AUGCUACAAGAGCUUGGUAUUGAGCAAAAGCUACUCACGAUUACUGGUGACAAUGUUAGUAACAACGAAUCAAUGAUUUCAGAACUUCAUGAUCUUAUAAAGGCCCACUAUAUCCGCUGCCUUGCUCAUAUCCUGAACCUUAUUGUGAAGGAUAUCCUUCGUGUAUUGAGGUCUAGUGAUGCCCAUGAAGCCUCAAGGAUCUGCGAUCAGUUAAACGAUGAAGACCUUUCAGCAGAGACUGCUCUCUCACGCAUUCGAAUCUUUGCAGUAUGGGUCAGUCGAAGCAAUAAACGACGUGCAUCAUGGACCAAUAUAUGCACUUUUGUGCAGAUUUCUACUGCAUUUAUCCCAUGUGAUGUCGAUACACGCUGGAAUUCGACAUACCUGAUGCUUGAGGCUGCCCUUAAAGCAAAACCCCAGAUUACUGCAUACCUUGAAGCGCAGACUGAGCUUCCUCGGUUUACUGUGGAGGAUUGGCAUCCUACAUCGGGUCUUCUAUCUGCUCUACAAGUUGACUCUAUCUGUCUCUCGAAAACAGCCUCAUCUUACGAUGGCAAUCCCUAUUUACUACAGUCUUCACAAUUUGCUUCAUCAAGGUGCUGA
This is a messenger RNA of Penicillium cosmopolitanum, 603 nucleotides long. RefSeq lists its product as uncharacterized. The transcript is spliced from 3 exons. Bases 1 to 603 code for a protein of 200 amino acids. NCBI's taxonomy places the organism in Eukaryota, Fungi, Ascomycota, Eurotiomycetes, Eurotiales, Aspergillaceae. The record is from RefSeq and is a predicted model, not a curated record.